AUGCCUCCACCUUCAGAACAAUCCACCGCCGGCACGCCCCUCGCCCCGAGCGUAGAGAAAGCGUACUACCGCAAAUGCAUCGAGCUCAAACGCCGCCUCAACGAAGUGGAAGCCGCCAACGACGAGGCCAAGAUGCGCCGCGUCCGCCUCGAUCGCGCCAUCAUGAAGAUGCGCCUGGAACGCGCCUUCCUCCUCGAGCAGCUGAGUAAGCGCAUGGAGCCGAAUGUGGAUGGGAGUGAGGGCAGUGGGGACGAGGGGGUCUUGGCGACGCCUCCACUCGAGCGGCCGCAUCGGGAUAAGAGACGGCAGACGAACGAGGAGAGGCCGAUGUCGGGGGGUGGUGUGGUACCCAUUCUCCAACCUCAUCCCUCGUCCCUUGGUCAUGCUCAUGCGCAACAUGUAUCGCCGUAUGCGCAGCAGAUACCCCCUACACAACGAGCGCCCUCGGAUCCGCAGAAUCUAGGAGCACUAAACCCAUCUUAUGGCUCGACGUACAGUCCACCACAUCAACCAACCGCUCGGCCAACGUCGUCCUAUGGUCAUCCGUCACACGAGAGUCCCUAUCGUGCUCCUGUCGGCAUGCCAGGGGCUACCGUGUCUACUCAAAUCAACAACAUAGAUGGUACAACGGAAGAAGCCGCCCCUUCAAGUUUCGACCGCGCUGAGAGUGUUACGGGACAGGCACUCACGGCCGGUCCACGGAUCAGAGCAGAUAGAAACGGCGAGCGACGGGCGGUGGCAGAGGACAAUGUUGAAGUCGAUGGCGAUGAGCUUGAUCCUGGACAUGGUAGUUUGGGCGGUGGCGGAACGGGGGGCGAUGGGUUCCCCGCCGUGAAUCAACAAUAA
Molecule: messenger RNA, 846 nt
Organism: Recurvomyces mirabilis
Lineage: Eukaryota; Fungi; Ascomycota; Dothideomycetes; Mycosphaerellales; Teratosphaeriaceae
Exons: 3
Coding region: 1-846 (281 amino acids)
Source: RefSeq, a predicted model, not a curated record